AUGGAGACCCACGAGCUGUUCCGGCGCUUGGGGACCGGCGCUCGCUUUGACGUGCGGCGCUUCGGGCUGGACGCGCGGCGCUUCGGGGUACGGGGACACCGAGGGGAGGGCUCGGGGAUCGGCCCGGAGCGGUUCAGGCUCCGGAGCGCUGUCCCCUCCUCGCCCGCGGCGCUGAGGAGCGGGACCUGGCCAUGGCGUCUCACCCUGUUCGCUGUUCUCCCGCAGGUGAUUAAAGAGAACCGCGGCAGCGUCUCGCUGGAGAGCCUCGACUUCUUCGGGAAUAAGGAGGGAACACCUCAGGGAUCUGCCCAGGAGGGCUGGGGGCUCGCAGGGGCUGAAGAGGAGGUGAAGCAGAAGGAAGAUGGAGCAGAGAAAAACGAUGGAAAGAGGAAAAGAACGGCAGAAAGCAGUGAAGGGAAAAGAAAAAAGAAAAAGACACGAGGAGCAGUAUCAAUGCCAGAGCUGUCAGAAAACAAUGAAAUAAAGUGGAUGUCCUCUCUGGAAGCAAAAUUUGAAGAUGCAAAAGACAAAAAGCCUACUGCAGAGAAGCUUGAACGGUUGAGGAGAGAAAAGAUAAAUCGCUUCAGGAACCAGCACAGGAUCAACAUUCAGGGAACAGAUCUCCCUGACCCCAUUGCCACCUUUGAUCAGCUUCAGAAGGAGUACAAAGUCCACCCUAAAAUCAUGGAGAAUAUCCAGGCUGCAGGCUUCCAUGUCCCAACACCCAUCCAGAUGCAGGCAAUUCCUGUCAUGCUGCAUGGUCGAGAGCUUCUGGCUUCAGCUCCUACAGGGUCUGGAAAAACACUGGCAUUUUGUAUCCCUCUCUUAACAUAUCUGAAGCAACCCAGGAACAAAGGAUUCAGGGCUCUGAUCAUAUCACCCACCCGAGAACUUGCCAGCCAGACCCACCGGGAGCUGGUGAAGCUGGCAGAGGGCACAGGCUUCAGAAUCCACAUGAUCCACAAGGCAGCUGAGGCAGCCAAGAAGUUUGGGCCCAAGUCCUCCAAGAAAUUUGAUAUACUGGUUACUACUCCCAACAGACUCAUUUAUUUGCUGAAAGAAGACCCUCCAGCAAUAGACUUGAGCAGCGUGGAGUGGCUGGUGGUGGACGAGUCAGACAAGCUGUUUGAGGAUGGGAAGUCAGGAUUCAGGGACCAGCUGGGCUCCAUCUUCCUGGCAUGCACCUCCCACCUGCUCAGGAGGGCCCUGUUCAGUGCUACCUUCGCCCACGACGUGGAGGAGUGGUGUAAGCUCAACCUGGACAACGUUGUGCUGGUGUCUGUUGGAGCAAGAAACUCUGCAGCAGAGACAGUAGAACAAGAGCUGCUGUUUGUUGGAUCUGAGACAGGAAAACUAACAGCAAUGAGAGAGCUUGUUAAAAAGGGUUUUGCUCCUCCAGUCCUCGUUUUUGUGCAGUCUAUUGAGAGGGCAAAAGAGCUUUUCCAUGAGCUUAUUUAUGAAGGCAUCAAUGUGGAUGUCAUCCAUGCAGACAAGACUCAGCAACAGAGGGACAAAGUAGUGCAGAGUUUCAGAGCUGGGAAGAUCUGGGUGCUCAUCUGCUCAGCAUUACUGGCUCGAGGGAUGGACUUCAAAGGUGUGAAUAUGGUCAUCAAUUAUGAUUUGCCAACGAGUGCAGUGGAAUACAUCCACAGGAUAGGUCGUACUGGAAGAGCAGGACACAGAGGAAAGGCAGUCACUUUCUUUACAGAGGAUGAUAAACCUUUAUUACGGAGUAUUGCCAAUGUUAUUCAGCGAGCUGGCUGUCCUGUGCCAGAAUACAUAAAACAUUUGCCCAAACUGCAGAGCAAACAAAAGAAGAAAUUCAUUAAGAAACCUUUGGCAAGAGAAUCCAUUUGUACCACCCCAAAGUGCUUCCUGAAAAAAGGCAAAAGAAAAAUGAAAACUACAAAGGAAAAUACUAAGGGAAAGAAGAAAGAUAAAGAAGACAAAAAGGGCAGUAAAUUACAGACUGUUUCAGAAAGCUGAAUUCAGCCUGGUGAGCUGGGGCUGACACCUCUGUCUGUGCUGGAACAGAAGAACAAAGAUGGCAGCGAUGGUGAAAGGAGAAAAACAUUUCUCAUGUUUCCUUUGGGGUGAAGGUGGAGGUUUACAUCCUAUAAAGUUUCUACUGCAAUUCCAGGAGAGAAUUCCUGGAUGCUUCUUAUAGAAGCUGGAGCAUGUGCUCGUGCAGUGAAUGCCGUGUAUUUCUGAGAACAGUUCAAAGCCUGCAUCAGUUUGUGGUACUUUCUCACAGAAAAUAUGGUCUGUGUUCAGAUCGCCCCCAAGACAUUUUUUAGACACUUUCAGGAGAUUCAGAGACAAAAACCACACAAUGUUUACCAUCAGGUUUGAUAAACACAGCUGUCAGAGACUUCCCUGGACAUUUCAAAAAAGCCAAAACAAACCCACUUGUGUGUGAAAGUAAAGCCUUGCUCUUCCUACUGUUUUUAUUCCAGAAAAUUAUUUUGAAAUAACUAAUACUUUGCGUGUCCAGUAGUUUUAUACUGUUUUAUAAUUGAGCCUGAAACCAGAAUAAAAAAAGUCAUAAGAUGCUAAUUCA
Messenger RNA from Sturnus vulgaris (Common starling), 2560 nucleotides. The record is from RefSeq and is a predicted model, not a curated record. Lineage: Eukaryota; Metazoa; Chordata; Aves; Passeriformes; Sturnidae.